Paramecium tetraurelia is the source of this 1968-nucleotide messenger RNA. RefSeq lists its product as uncharacterized. Gene Ontology annotation, molecular function: protein-cysteine S-palmitoyltransferase activity. The record is from RefSeq and is a predicted model, not a curated record. The transcript has 7 exons. NCBI's taxonomy places the organism in Eukaryota, Ciliophora, Oligohymenophorea, Peniculida, Parameciidae. Gene Ontology annotation, biological process: protein targeting to membrane; peptidyl-L-cysteine S-palmitoylation. Gene Ontology annotation, cellular component: endoplasmic reticulum; Golgi apparatus.
AUGCAAAUCUAUUUACUAAGCAUUUUUAGUAUUGUAGAUGAUAACCUAUUCUAAAGUUAGAAUUUAGGAACUUAUUAUCUGUAUUUGAUGAUAAUGCUUACUUUAAUAUUCUAUGGGUUCACUGCUUUCAAGGAUCCAGGAUUUGUUACCAUAAAUGAUUAUCAAUACACAGAUAGUUCGAAUCCAUAUUAAAAGAAGAGAUAAUAAUUUCAUCCACUUCCAGGCAAUUUUUAAUUGAGAACAAAGGAGCAAGUAGCAGAAGAACGAAUAGAUUUGAAAGUUGUUGAAUCAGCUAAAAAGAAUCCAAAGAAUAAAGAAGAUUUUGAAAUUGUCUGCGAGGCUUCAAUAGAUGAAUAAAAUAUCCCUGAUAACGAAAUACAAAAUAUUGAGAAUAAUGAUGCAGAUAACGAGAGGACUCCGAAGAAAUCUAUGACUCCUUCUAAGGGUGUUUCAUAAUCGGAAUGUCCUCAUUCAAAUAAUGUUCCAACCUCAUUAGUGCUUUCAUAAGGGAGUACGAAGCCUGACAUAAAUAAUAAUAAUGCUAACACACAAACUGAUCCUCAAUCUCACUUUUAAUAGGAAAUUAUAGUUGAAUAAAUUGAACAUCAAUAAUCGCCUAAAUCUGCGAAUAAUGAUAAGAACAUUGAUCAAAGUGUUCAUCAUGGGAAUAGCAUGUUCAUUGAAAAGAGAUAUUGUCCCAUCUGCAAUCAAGAUCAAAUCAUCAGAUCCAAACAUUGUCGAAGAUGUAAUAGAUGUGUGGCAUUAUAUGAUCAUCAUUGUCCAUGGACUAGCAAUUGCGUUGGAGAAAGGAAUAGAUGUGUAUUUUAUUGGUUUCUACUUUUCUAGAUCCAAGAAAUCAUAUAUGUAAUGAGAGAAGCUUUUCCACACCUUGACUUCUCUUAAUAUAGUGGAGCAUUUUCAUCUAUUGGUAACAAUAUCAAUGGGGUUGAUGGUUCUGAGCUUAUUUUUAUUUCAUUCUUUGUUGACUUGUAAGAAUAUGACCACUUGGGAAUAUAAGAGUUGGAGAAGGAUUUCAUAUCUCAAAGAUUUUCCAUAAUAGUUAGGAUCACCCUUUAGCAGUGGAUGGAAGCAAAAUCUGAGACAGUAUUGUAGAUUUAGUGUGCCUAAAUUGACUAAUUGGGAAUAUAGUAGUACAUAAAAUCUGAAUUUUAUAAAAUGAAUAAUUAAUCAUUUAAUUAGACAUAGUAAUAGCAUCAAUAUGAAGAAAUCGAAUAGGCUCUUUAGUUGCAAUGUGAUUUUGUUGAUAAAGUAGUCUCCAAUUUAACACUUGUCAAUAAAGAUUUAUUAAACUUUCAAUCUUAACCCCAAGAACAAUGGUAGAUGGAGAAAAAUAAUUAUCUAAAAUAAAUUGUAGAUUUGAGAUCCCACAUUGACAAAAUCCAAUCAGAUUACGAGUCUGAAAUAGUUCAAAUGAGUGAGAGAUUUCAAAUUGCAAAGAAUAAAUUGUAAGAAGAACAUGAUAUGGCUAUUCAAAUGAAAGAUAAUUAAAUUAUCAAAUUGCAACAGGAAUUGAAAUAACUCACUAAAUAAAAAGAGGAAUUAUAAUCCUAAAUUUAAUAAUCUAAUAGAAAAUCUUCUAAUGAUCAGACCACUCUAGUCAAUAAAUUACAAUCUGAAAAAGAAAACAAUAAACUUAAAGAUGAAAAUAAAAUGCUUAAAAUCCAAUUGCAAUAAUUGUAAGACCAGAAUGCAAAAUUAGAAGAAACCAUAUCAAAAAAACAUCAGUCAUUUCAAGAGUAACUAAGCAUCAAAUAAAAAGAAAUUAAUUAAAUGAAGGAACUUGCUUAAGUCAUCUUAGAUUAAAGAACAUAAAUUGAAGAUUUCUUUCUGGAAUCUUUGCAAAAAUUAGAAUUAGGGGAUGACUUGUAAAUUAAGUCACUGUCUCAAAAUGCUAAAAUUUAAAUAUUAAAAGAAAUUAUUGCUGCUUUUACAAAGAAAAAGCACUGA